Fonsecaea erecta is the source of this 1299-nucleotide messenger RNA. RefSeq lists its product as hypothetical. Gene Ontology annotation, biological process: fluoride transmembrane transport. Gene Ontology annotation, cellular component: membrane. The record is from RefSeq and is a predicted model, not a curated record. The coding region runs from base 1 to 1299 and encodes 432 amino acids. Gene Ontology annotation, molecular function: fluoride transmembrane transporter activity. The transcript has a single exon. NCBI's taxonomy places the organism in Eukaryota, Fungi, Ascomycota, Eurotiomycetes, Chaetothyriales, Herpotrichiellaceae.
AUGGCUGUUCCGGCCCCAGCUGAACCAGAAGACCCGAGGCGUCCUUCGCUAGAAGACGUUGAGCGUCGGCUAAGUCGACAUUAUACAGCAGAUCGCCGAGAAGCUCUCGGGGAACUGGCGGCACCUGAACCUGUUGCCUCGGGAGAAAAACCGAGCGAUGAAGAGAAUGGAGCCCAUCGCACGAGCCUGGAAGAUGCGCAACAAGAAGAGGAGGAAGGGGACGAAGGGACAAAAGCUCCGGAGUCCACGCCUUCAUACGCCGCGACAGAGGUAUACAUUAUCUCUUGGUUGAUCUUGUUUUCGCUCCUUGGGACAUUGGCACGACUGGGGGUCGAAGCUAUUACACUGUAUCCGAAUUCGCCUGUUUCAAGCCGGGUGCUGUGGGCCAACCUGGGGGGUUCAUUCUUCCUUGGCUUCCUCACGGAAGACCGUCAACUAUUUCGAGAAGAAUGGGGAUCCAGAGACCCCAGGGCACCGGCGUUGGACCAUAUCAAGGUCAAAAAGACCAUUCCACUCUACAUCGGCCUUGCCACGGGUUUCUGUGGCUCAUUCACGUCCUUUUCGUCCUUCAUCCGCGAUUGCUUUCUAGCCUUGACGAAUGACCUCCAGUCGCCUUCGCCGACCUCGCCAUACCAGGUGGAUCCAGUUGUCGUGCAUAGGAAUGGUGGCUUUUCAUUCUUGGCUCUCCUUGCCAUUAUGAUCAUCCAUCCGGCCAUCUCUCUGGCGGGGUUGAUGGUUGGCGCACAGCUGGCUCUUUUACUUCAACCAGUCACGCCAACGCUACCAUUCAGAUUCUGUCGGAAGGUGUUGGAUCCGUUGGGUGUCAUUCUCGGGUUUGGCUGCUGGCUUGGGGCGGUCUUUCUGGCCAUCUGGCCGCCUGGAAACGACAUACACUGGAGGUUCCGCGCCGUUUUCCCCCUAGUGUUUGCACCGCUCGGCUGUCUUCUUCGCUUCUACGCGUCCAAGCAUUUGAACGCCAUCAUACCAUCUUUCCCACUGGGCACAUUCGCGGUCAAUAUUUUUGGAACGGCAGUGCUAGGCAUGGCGUUUGAUCUGCAACACUCGACCACCAUCGCUGCAUCCGGGUCAAACGCUUGUGCAGUGCUCCAAGGGGUUAUGGAAGGAUUUUGCGGGUGCCUCACUACGGUCAGUACCUGGGUCGCGGAAAUCCACGGGCUUCGUCGAAGACAUGGUUGGAUCUAUGGCGCUGGCAGCGUGGCUAUUGCAUUGGCAUUGAUGGUGGUGAUCAUGGGCUCAAUGGGAUGGACAGUUGGAUUUGUACCACCGGCUUGCAACUGA